AUGGACCUGUGUAUCGGCUUGGCUGCAAUGAUCUUACUCCAAAUCGUGGAAAGACUAAAGGCUUUAAAAACCUGCACAAGUCACCUUUCAUUAGUGGCAAUUUAUUUCCUCCCUGCACUAUUUAUCUUUACCUUUGGGAGUACAAUACUUCCAAAUGCAAGGACUAUAAGUCUAUCUUUGGCCACUGUCAUGCCUUUGACUUUAAAUCCAAUAAUCUAUGGUCUUCAGACACAGGAAAUCAAAGAAUCGUUCCAAAAUAUGGCAAACAAAACA
Molecule: messenger RNA, 273 nt
Organism: Pundamilia nyererei
Lineage: Eukaryota; Metazoa; Chordata; Actinopteri; Cichliformes; Cichlidae
Product: olfactory receptor 52N5-like
Exons: 3
Biological process (GO): G protein-coupled receptor signaling pathway
Cellular component (GO): plasma membrane
Molecular function (GO): olfactory receptor activity
Source: RefSeq, a predicted model, not a curated record